AUGGAUUCUAUAUUGGUCAAUGAGAACCCAAUUGUCUACCCUAAGAAACGACGACGUGUUCGUACUGAUCGGAGCAACACCGAUGAAGAUAUCAAAGAUCCAGAGCAUACUGACCUUACGCUGGAGGACCUCCGUGUGAUUACAGAAGAAUCAGUUGAAGUUGAUGAUGCUAAGAGUUACGUUAGAGUUGUAAUCACGCCAACUCUUCCGCAUUGUCACGUCCCCCAUCUUAUUGGCCUUUGCAUCUACGCAAAGCUUCUUAAAAGCCUUCCCGCUCGAUUCAAGGUUAAUGUUAGAGUAGCACCAGGGAGUCAUGCAACCGAGGCUGCAGUCAAUAAACAAUUAGGCGAUAAGGAGCGUAUAGUGGCAGCACUUGAGAGUCCCUUCUUUGUGUCUCUCUUCAACUAA
Eruca vesicaria subsp. sativa (arugula) is the source of this 408-nucleotide messenger RNA. The record is from the annotation of a GenBank genome assembly. NCBI's taxonomy places the organism in Eukaryota, Viridiplantae, Streptophyta, Magnoliopsida, Brassicales, Brassicaceae.